This is a messenger RNA of Oncorhynchus kisutch (coho salmon), 1704 nucleotides long. Its product is annotated as calcium release-activated calcium channel protein 1. Bases 302 to 976 code for a protein of 224 amino acids. Gene Ontology annotation, cellular component: membrane. The record is from RefSeq and is a predicted model, not a curated record. Gene Ontology annotation, biological process: store-operated calcium entry. NCBI's taxonomy places the organism in Eukaryota, Metazoa, Chordata, Actinopteri, Salmoniformes, Salmonidae. Gene Ontology annotation, molecular function: store-operated calcium channel activity. The transcript has 2 exons.
AUGGGUGCAGCCAGCUCGAGCGAAACAGCAGGGUCUAGGUGUUCGGUUCAGAGGCGCUGCAGAAGAAGUAGACGGUAUGAAGUUUAAACAGCGUUAUACUUACAAUACUUUGUCAUUAUUUAAUGUCAACAUAGCGCUAACGAAAAUCGAUUGAAAGUAUCUGAACUGCUGCCAAUUUCUACAUCAAUUUAUUUGAACACCGAGGAUGUUAUCUAUGGUUAGCUAACGCCUACCGUUAUUAUUAUACAGCCAGAUACGUAUCAAACAACGCCUGUUCAGUCUAUUCAAUUUCAGCGGCACAAUGAGUCUGAACGAGCAUUCAUUGCAAGCACUGUCUUGGAGGAAGCUUUACUUGAGUCGAGCAAAACUGAAGGCUUCCAGUCGAACGUCUGCUCUACUAUCUGGGUUCGCUAUGGUAGCAAUGGUGGAGGUUCAGUUGGACACAACCUAUCCUUACCCACCUGGUCUCCUCAUUGCAUUCAGUGCCUGCACCACUGUGUUGGUGGCCGUUCAUCUUUUUGCCCUGAUGGUUAGUACCUGCAUUCUGCCUAACAUUGAGGCAGUCAGCAACGUUCACAACCUCAACUCAGUGAAGGAGUCUCCACAUGAGCGAAUGCACCACCACAUCGAGCUGGCCUGGGCCUUCUCUACAGUCAUUGGCACCCUGCUCUUCCUGGCUGAGGUUGUACUCCUCUGCUGGGUCAAAUUUCUACCCAUUAGGCCUAAGAACCACAACCCCAACAAUGGGACCAUAUCUGCAGGUGUGGCUGCUGCCAUCACCUCCACCUCUAUCAUGGUGCCUUUUGGCCUGAUAUUUAUAGUAUUUGCUGUACAUUUCUACCGUUCCCUUGUCAGCCACAAGACAGACAGGCAGUUCCAGGAGCUGGAGGAGCUAUCCAACCUGACCAGGCUGCAGAAUGAGCUGGACGGCAGAGGGGAAUCCCUCAUGCAAUCCCCCAGCUCUCAAUUCCCUUAAAGACUGACCACUCUGACAAGAUAGAUAUCUCUACCACAUGGCAAAAGUAUUGUCAUUUCUAUUAAAAACACAACAUAAUUUAUAUGAAAGUGUUGUGCUACUCACUGUUUGAAAUGUUCACAUUUCUAGAUUUUUUAAAACUUGCAUAUAACUGUAAAACUAUGCCACUUAACGCAUGUACACAUUUUCAACAGAAAAAAACAUCACUGUCUUAACUGGCACUUGGAGCAUUGUGUUGUGGACAGUUAAAAAAAUAUAUAAAAAAAUAAUUACCUUGCAGGUAAUAAUAAUGCAUGGGGCUGAAGAGGGCUCUCAUUAACAAUCUAUUGUGACAAGGUGGCUUGCUUUAUUGUUAUGAGCACCACUGAAGGUCUUAUGGUGUUUUCAAGACAACUCUGAACCUCGCAAGUAAAAAUUUGCGUAGAGCUUCCUAUUGAACGAUUCUGAUAUUUUCGAAGUGGGAAACCCAUUCCUCAUCUUUCUACAAUGAGUUUCCAAGCAGGAAAUGUUAGUUCCGAGUUGUCUUGAAUGUGGCAUUACUUCUGUAAGAGGUGAAUAUGUUCUGUAUUCAACCUAAUGUUCUGAUUUUUACUUUUUAGAGUUAAUGUUUGAUAUUAAAUGUAAUCGGCCUCCUUAAGUUAUUUGUAGUCCAAAUGUUACUACAUAAACUCACAACAGUUUACUACUAUGUAAACAAUUUGUUAUUGAAAUAAACAUUUUGUACCGUG